This is a messenger RNA of Nerophis lumbriciformis (worm pipefish), 4089 nucleotides long. NCBI's taxonomy places the organism in Eukaryota, Metazoa, Chordata, Actinopteri, Syngnathiformes, Syngnathidae. The record is from RefSeq and is a predicted model, not a curated record.
AUGGCGAGCCGCGAAGAAGCCGCCGCCACUGACGCGGAGUCUAAAGUCAAGUCGAAGAAGAAAAAGUGCAAAAAGGAGAGUAAAAUUCGCAGCGUCCACGCCAAUGUCCGCGCUGAAGGCGAAGACAACCCAAACCGACAUUACGCUGACAACAAAAUCAAGACCACCAAGUACACGGUGCUCUCCUUCCUGCCCAAGAAUCUCUUCGAGCAGUUCCACCGCUUCGCCAAUGUUUACUUUGUCUUUAUCGCGCUGCUAAACUUUGUGCCGGUGGUCAACGCCUUCCAACCCGAGUUGGCCCUGGCCCCGGUGGUCUUCAUCUUGUCGGUCACCGCCAUCAAGGACCUGUGGGAGGACUACCGGAGACACAGGUCCGACAAGGAGAUCAAUCACAUGGACUGUCUGGUCUACAACAGGACAGAGCGACGCUACGUGGAGAAGUUCUGGAAAGAGGUGCGCGUUGGUGACUUCAUCCGGCUACGCUGCAAUGAGAUCCUGCCGGCCGACGUCCUCCUGCUGAGCUCCAGCGACCCGGACCGCCUGUGUCACAUCGAGACGGCCACGCUGGACGGAGAGACAAACCUCAAGCAGCGGCAGGUAGUGCGCAGCUUUUUCGACAUGGACUGCGAUUUUGACCCGUCCAAGUACGACAGCGUGAUUGAGUGUGAGAAGCCUAACAAUGAUUUGAACCGGUUCCGAGGUUACAUAAUCCACCGGAACGGCCGACGAGACGCACUUUACAAAGACAACCUGCUACUACGGGGUUGCACCAUCCGCAACACUGAGGAGGCGGUGGGCAUCGUCAUUUACGCGGGUCACGAGACUAAGGCCAUGCUAAACAACAACGGGCCUCGCUACAAGCGCAGCAAACUGGAGAGACAGAUGAAUGUGGACGUCUUCUGGUGUGUCAUCAUCCUGCUGGUCAUGUGCUCUUUUGCAGCUGUUGGUCACGGGCUGUGGAUGUUUCAGUACGGCGAUAAGAGGCCAGUUUUUGACGUGCUCAGUCCAGAGGGCACAGACUUGUCACCCGUUUUGUCGGCCAUCUAUCUCUUCCUCACCAUGAUUAUCGUCUUCCAGGUUCUGAUACCGAUCUCGCUAUUCGUGUCCAUUGAGAUCGUGAAGAUCUGCCAGGUGUACUUCAUCCACCAGGACGCUGAACUGUACGACGAAGAGAGCGACUCCCACCUGCAGUGUCGUGCCCUCAACAUCACUGAGGACCUCGGGCAGAUGCAGUACAUCUUUUCCGACAAAACCGGCACGCUAACAGACAACAAGAUGGUGUUUCGCCGCUGCACCGUGGCGGGCGUGGAGUACUCUCACGACGCUAACGCAAGAAGGCUGGCAAUGUACCAGGAGCUCGACUCUGAGGAGGAGGAGUGCACGUCUCACGGUGGGACGCUACCUAGGCGAGACAGCACAGGCAGCCACCACAGUGUCAAGGUGGUGCUGCGCUCCCACAGCACUAAAUCCCACCGCAGAACAGGCAGCAGGGCCGAGGCCAAGAGAGCCAGCAUCCUCUCCAAACACACGGCCUUCAGCAGUCCCAUGGAGAAGGACAUCACGCCCGACCCUCAGCUAGUAGAUAAAGUCAAUGAGUGUGGCAGUCAGAUGGACUUCAUGCGUUUCCACAGUCAGCCCGUAUCCCAGCUGCCCUCCGAUCUGGGUGAUAUAAUGGAUUUUUUCGUGGCCUUGACCCUUUGCAACACGGUGGUAGUGUCCUCACCUGACCAACCUCGGCACAAGGUCCGGAUGCGGUUCGAGCUCAAAUCUCCAGUCAAGACUAUUGAAGACUUCAUCAAACGCUUCACGCCGAGCCGACUGACUUCGGGCUCCAACAGCAGCAGCUCGUCUAGCCUCGCCACCAACCGUUCUUCGACCAAGGGUUGUUCCAGCUUGCUGUCGUCCCCCUCGGCCGAUAGUACCCUCACAAAGCUGGAGGAAGAGGCGGCGGCGGUGUCCGCGAACGCCUUCGGGGCCACACCACCCAACUACGACUGGAAAACCAAAAACCCCGAUGGGGCGGAUUUACGCUAUGAGGCCGAAUCGCCGGACGAGGCGGCGCUAGUCUACGCCGCCAGGGCUUACAAGUGCUCCCUUGUCGGGCGUCUCCUGGACCAGGUGACGGUGGACCUGCCCCAUCUGGGGAAGCUCAACUUUGAGCUGCUUCACACUUUGGGCUUCGACUCCACCAGGAAGCGCAUGUCCGUAGUGGUCAAGCACCCGCUCACCGACCAGAUCACUGUCUACACCAAAGGAGCCGACUCCGUCAUCAUGGACCUCAUAAAAUCACCUAACACAGGUAACUCCAAAGGAAAACGGCAAAAAAAGAUCAUCUACAGAACGCAAAACUACCUGAACCAGUACGCCGCCGAUGGCCUUCGCACGCUUUGCAUUGCCAAAAAGGUGCUGAGUAAGGAGGAGUAUGCCUGCUGGCUACAGCGCCACCUGGAGGCCGAGACGGCAAUCCAAGGACGGGAAGAGCUGCUGUUCGAGUCGGCCCUUCGUCUGGAGACCAACCUUCAGCUUUUAGGCGCGACCGGUAUCGAGGACAGGCUGCAGGACGGCGUACCCGAAACCAUCGACGCCCUGCGGAAGGCGGGCCUGCAAAUUUGGGUGCUGACGGGCGAUAAGCAGGAAACAGCCGUCAACAUCGCGUACGCCUGCAAACUGUUGGACCCCGAGGAGGAGAUCUUAACUCUCAACGCUGAUUCCAUGGAGGCUUGUUCGCUUCUCCUGGAGGAGAGUUUACACUACAUCCAGGCCAAAUUCCUUUGCGGCUCGGCCAAAGCCUUCCACGCCGACUUCGCCCCGUUCCACGUUUAUCCGUCCCCUCCUCCGCCCGCGCACUGGUCGUCCUCCCACGCCGCCGUACACCGGCUGGGCCUCGUGAUCGACGGCCGCACGCUAGCCUACGCCCUGGACCGAAGCCUGGAGGAUAGGUUCCUGGCGGUGGCGCGCAGCUGCCGGUCGGUGCUGUGCUGCCGAUCUACGCCGCUGCAGAAGAGCAUGGUGGUCAAGCUGGUGCGCAACAAGCUCAAAGUCAUGACGCUGGCCAUAGGUGACGGGGCCAAUGAUGUCAGUAUGAUCCAAGUAGCUGACGUUGGUGUGGGCAUUUCAGGGCAAGAGGGCAUGCAGGCGGUGAUGGCGAGUGACUUUGCCUUGCCGCGUUUCCGCUACCUCCAGAAGCUGCUGCUGGUUCACGGACAUUGGUGCUACUCGCGCCUGGCCAACAUGAUCCUCUACUUCUUCUACAAGAACGCCAUGUUCGUGGCGCUUAUUUUCUGGUAUCAGUUCUACUGCGGCUUCUCGGGCUCAGCCAUGAUCGACCAGUGGUAUCUGAUCUUCUUUAACCUGAUGUUCUCCGCCUUCCCGCAACUCGUCACCGGCACGCUGGACAAGGACGUGUCGGCUGAGACGCUGCAGCAACUACCUCAGCUUUAUGUCAACGGACAGAACUCGGAGGAAUACAAGCCAUACAUGUUCUGGAUGAACAUGAUCGACGCUUUUUACCAAAGUCUCAUCUGCUUCUUCAUUCCCUACUUUGCCUACGCCGACUCGGACGUGGACCUGUUUACAUGGGGGACCCCCAUCACCACCAUUGCUGUGUUCACUAUUUUGCUGCACUUGGGGGUGGAGACUAAAACCUGGACGUGGAUGAACUGGGUGUCCAUCUGCUUCAGCGUGGCUUUGUUCUUCACGGUGGCGCUGUGCUACAAUGCCUCUUGCCCCACCUGCUACUCCCCCUCCAACCCUUACUGGACCAUGCAGAGGCUGCUGCAGGACCCCGCAUUCUACCUGCUGUGCCUCAUCACACCUGCAGUCGCGCUGCUGCCCAGAUAUUUCUACCGGGCGUGUCAAGGCACAAUUUUUCCCAGCCCAGUCCAAGUGGGCCGGCAGUUGGACCGCUUCCCCGCCAAAGACCCCCGCAGGGACAUCCUAAACUGCAGUGCCGAGAGCAAAUCCCCCGCGGCCUCCCUCGCCAAAGACCCCCAUAGGGAGUCGGAGCGUCCCGACGCCAGCCUGUCAGUCCGGAUUGACGGAGGCGUCAAAUACACCCGGAACUCCCAGGACGGACUCACCUUGGGUUGA